Molecule: messenger RNA, 237 nt
Organism: Dictyostelium discoideum AX4
Lineage: Eukaryota; Evosea; Eumycetozoa; Dictyosteliales; Dictyosteliaceae
Exons: 2
Coding region: 1-237 (78 amino acids)
Source: RefSeq, a predicted model, not a curated record
AUGACAGUUUUAAAUAAAAUAAAAACUUCAAUUAAAAAUUUCCAUAUCAAAGAUAUUAGUCCAAUUAAAAAGGAUGAAAAAAGAGAAAGAUAUUUAAUUUUUGGAACUUCUUUUCCUCAUUUUGCAAGAAUGCUUGGAGUAAUUUUACUUUUAUGGGCAGUUUUCAUAUCAAUGUUUUUAGGUUUAUUACAUGGUUAUACUAGAAAUAAAAAUCAAUUUAAAGCAACUGCUCUUUAA